GUCAAGCUCGGGAUCCACUGCGUGUUGGGCAAGAAGGUGGCGAUCAAAAUCAUCAACAGGGAAAAGCUGUCGGAGUCGGUGCUGAUGAAAGUGGAACGAGAGAUUGCGAUCAUGAAACUGAUCGACCAUCCUCACGUGCUCGGCCUCUCGGAUGUGUACGAGAACAAGAAAUAUCUAUAUCUUGUUCUGGAACACGUAUCGAGCGGGGAGCUUUUCGACUAUCUAGUGAAAAAAGGUAGACUAACACCGAAGGAAGCGAGGAGAUUUUUUCGACAAAUCAUUUCUGCGUUAGAUUUUUGUCAUAGUCAUAGUAUAUGUCAUAGAGACUUGAAGCCUGAAAAUUUAUUGUUGGACGAGAAGAAUAACAUUAAGAUAGCGGAUUUUGGAAUGGCGUCGCUGCAACCUGCCGGUUCCAUGCUGGAAACCAGCUGCGGCUCCCCUCAUUACGCCUGCCCGGAAGUUAUACGAGGUGAAAAAUACGACGGCAGGAAGGCGGACGUUUGGUCGUGCGGGGUGAUACUCUACGCGCUUCUGGUAGGCGCUUUGCCCUUCGACGACGACAAUUUAAGGAAAUUGCUGGAGAAAGUGAAGCGAGGCGUGUUUUACAUACCGCACUUCGUGCCGCCCGAGUGCCAGAAUCUGCUCAAGGGGAUGAUCGAGGUCGAUCCGGACAAGAGACUGACGCUGGCGGAGAUAAACAGGCACGUGUGGGUGACGGCGGCGGGCAAGGGCGAGUUAGAGUUGGAGCUGUCGAUGAUGGACGUGGUGCAGACGCACGUUAUUCCGUCCGUGGACGCCAUCGAUCCAGACGUUUUGCAAGCGAUCGCGAGCCUAGGCUGCUUCAAGGAACAGGACAAGCUCAUUCAGGAACUCCUCAAUCCGAACCACAACACGGAGAAGGUGAUAUAUUUUCUGCUGCUGGAGAGGAAACGAAGAAGACCCGCGUGCGAGGACGAGCUGGAAGUGAUGAGAGGAGGCAUAAGGGGGUCCUCGGGUGAAUUGGAAGCUGAUCCACCGAGGAAGCGAGUGGACACGUGUCGAGUGAACGGCAGCACGGCCCUGAAUCUCGGGGAAAUUAGCCACGGCUCUCCUCUCACGCCCAGAAGACAGUUGAGCACCAGGAAUCACGCGCGUCGUUCUCCAAGCGCCGGAUGUCAUCCACACGCGUCGACGCCCGGCAGCUCGCCGUUACACGGGCCGAAUGCCGUCGCAGGACUGCUCAGUCCUCACAGGGCGCUUCUGACCUCGCACCUAGGACAGGCCGGAAGUCCUCACAGACUGCCGGCGCUGACGAGCAGCGCGGGCAACGGGAACACCACUGCGCCGCCUGUCGUCGCUCCUGUCCCGGCAUUACCCAACGUGGGAAUAGAAAUAAACGACGUCCAGCAGGUCGGGGUCGGUGUUACACCGCCAGGCUCGCCUCAUACCGGUGCCGGUUCCGGUGCUCAUCACUGGCGAUCGAGGUUGACCACCAUCAAGAACUCGUUCCUUGGCAGUCCUCGAUUUCAUCGGCGCAAAUUGCUCACGAGUGCCGAGGAGGUGCACCUCACACCGGACUCCUCCCCGGAACUUACAAAGAAAUCGUGGUUCGGUAGUCUAAUGACGACGGAGAAAGACGAAACGUUCACCAUCCUCGUAAAGAGAAAAGUGCUGGCCAGCGUGAAAGCUGAUCUAAUUCACGCGUUUUUAUCGAUAGCGGAGCUGUCUCACAGCGUGAGCUCGCCCAUGUCCUUCAAGGUGGAAUACAAAAGAGGAAGCACGGCGCCGGCCAUGUUCCAACGACAAGUCCGUUUUCAAGUGGACAUUAGCGCCAUUUCGAAACAGCCGAGCGAACCGUUGUUCGCCAUUACUUUCACUCUGUUAAGCGGAAACAUCCGAAGAUUUCGAAGGGUCUGCGAGCACAUCCAGUCGCAGGUCUGUUCGAGAAACGUAGGAAUAAAUUUGGGUGGACAGAGCAGAGCCGCGCCACCGAGUCCACGAGCUUCGCGGAAAUUUACCACGGAGAUGAACGAAAGUUCCAGCUGCGGGAGCGACACCAGCGAACGUUUGUUUCUUAGCCCGCACCCAGCUACCAGACAGAUCGACUCGGACAUCGACUCGGACACGUCCGUGUUCGACGUUAAAUCGCCGACUCGCGAGAACGGCCGCAGAAGCUCCACGUCGACCAACAACAACAAACCUUUACCAGGAGACGCGACACCGACUCCCGGAAGUCCGACGAAGGCGGUGCGCAGCAACUCGGAGAGUCAAAACACGCCAGAGAAGAAAUGCGUGACCACGAUGAGCGGCAACAACAUAGCGUGAUACUACCAGAACUUCCGUUUCGAGUUUCGAUCAAGCCUGAAGAACUUGUGGGACAGCGCCCAGAGAUUCUGGUGAACCCUCGGACGAACAGCUUCCUACUGGCGGAUAACGAUCGAGAAACGAUCCAACCCCGAGGAAGCAACGACAACCCUGAAACGUAGCUUCGACCCAGUACUGGAUAGAUUUCGAGGAAGCAUUACCGAAAGCACGGAUUAACGUUGGAAGAGACGACAAACGGGGAACAGCGAGCAUACCGUUCAGGGGUAACGAUGAAUUAUUUUUGUCACGAACGUACGAACGGGAGACCGAGAAAUAAAUUCGACGAGCGACGAAAGCGACCGAGAGAGAAUUUCGGGAGAAAAUUCCGAAAGAAAAUUCCGAGAGAGAGAGAGAGAGAGAGAGA
Messenger RNA from Eufriesea mexicana, 2707 nucleotides. It is a transcript of the gene sff, whose product is annotated as BRSK family serine/threonine-protein kinase sugar-free frosting. Gene Ontology annotation, molecular function: protein serine/threonine kinase activity; ATP binding. The coding region runs from base 85 to 2304 and encodes 739 amino acids. Gene Ontology annotation, cellular component: cytoplasm. The record is from RefSeq and is a predicted model, not a curated record. NCBI's taxonomy places the organism in Eukaryota, Metazoa, Arthropoda, Insecta, Hymenoptera, Apidae. Gene Ontology annotation, biological process: intracellular signal transduction; protein phosphorylation. The transcript is spliced from 12 exons.